This is a messenger RNA of Pleuronectes platessa (European plaice), 2285 nucleotides long. RefSeq lists its product as uncharacterized. The transcript is spliced from 4 exons. NCBI's taxonomy places the organism in Eukaryota, Metazoa, Chordata, Actinopteri, Pleuronectiformes, Pleuronectidae. The record is from RefSeq and is a predicted model, not a curated record. Gene Ontology annotation, molecular function: serine hydrolase activity. The coding region runs from base 327 to 1172 and encodes 281 amino acids.
AUGAUCAUUUAAGGACAACUGAGACACACACACACACACUCAUUCGAUGAUGACGGAGACGAAGAGGAAGCAGCAGCUGGGACGAGUCAGAGACACAACUUCACCAGCCACAGCAACAGGGAGCUGGGCGUUUAGCUAACACACGUCAUACCGCUGCUAACCACGUGUUCUGGACAAGGACAGAUGUGUUAGAACAUCCCCGGCACCGAUGUGAGACCAGUUCAGUCACCGACACGGAUCUGAGACCAGGUUCGUCACCAGCACCGAUCUGAGACCAGACUCCCCAGUCACCUUUUAAUGCAGUCGGGAUCCUGACAGCAGCAGCAAUGUUGGCGAGGACCACCCUGAGCAGAGGAAUUACUGCCCUCCGCCUCGCUAAGAAUGUGACUCUGUACGUGAAUGAAUUGGCAUCUCCAGCCUCAGGAAGCCAGACCCUGGCAUCUGAAGAUCACAAACCCCUCAUGCUGAUGCUCCCGUGGAUGGGUUCGCGCCCCCAAGCUGUGGCCAAGUAUUGUGAGAUCUACUUCCGCACCGGCUUGGAUGUGCUCGUAGUGGAGAGUGAGGUGACGCACUUCCUGUGGCCUCGCUGGGGUCUGGAUCAUGGAAAGAAUUUGAUCGAGUUGCUCCAGAGCGAACGCUUUGUGUCCCGCCCACUCCUCGUCCAUGCCUUCUCUAUCGGUGGCUACACGUAUACCCAGCUGCUGGUUCACGUGUCCCAGGACAAGCAGAAAUAUCAGUCGCUCACAAAGAGGAUCAAAGGGCAAGUCUUUGAUAGCUUGGUGGUGGGCUCUGUGGAGAUGAUGGCCUCAGGUCUAGGAAAAACCGUGUUUCCUCGUUUGGAGUCACUGGUAAAAAAGGUGAGCAUGCUUUACUUUGGCAUGUUCAAACAGCAAACGGUGGACUACUACAACAGAAGCAUCGAUGUGUUUUGGAACACACCAAUCCCCGUUCCCUCACUGUUCCUCUUUUGCGAGAAUGAUCUGAUAAGCGACGCACAGACUAUGGAGGAAUUGAUCGACUUCUGGCGAAAGCGCGGGAUUAACAUCACCGCAAAGAAGUGGGCGGAUUCAACACACGCAGGUCACCUGAAGAGGCACCCCCAGGAGUAUGUGAGCACACUGGAAUUAUUCUUCCAUUCACUCAACAUCGCUCCGCUGAAGGCCAAGAUGUAAGAUGGUGUCACUUCAACUUGAUUCCACGUCAUGUUGACUGCUCCUGUUUUCUUUGUUUCCCCUAAAUGUUUGUUGUCUUUUUGUGUAUGGAUCAUUAAUACAGGCAAUUGUAUUUGUAAAGUACAUUUCAUUACAGGUUAACUCAACUUAUUUUACAUUAAAGUGCAUACUAGAAGUUACAUGAGAUUGUAUUAAACAACUGACCUGGAUACUCUCCUGCUGCGUUCUGCGCCAUGACCAAUUUAUCGGACAUUUUCUGAAGUUCCUGCCUAUAAACUGCUAAUGUUUCGUCAUUGCUUGAAGUUUGAUAAACCGAUCCAGUGUUCAAACAACCAUUACUUCAUGUUUAAUAACGUUUAUGUUUGCAUACUCAACUGAUAAGCUCAAGUUCACACUGAGAUGAUUUUUUAUCGGCAAAGAAAUGCAAAAUGAACUUCCUAUUGCUCCAAUUCCUGAUUAUUAUCAACAAACUUUAUGUGUUUGCAGUAUAUUAGAUACUAUAUUUAUGAUAGAUUUUACAAUUACUGGUACCGUAGCUGUGUCUUUUCAGGGACUCUAUUGUGUUACACAGGAAGUGCUGCAGUGUUGUGUCUGGCAGUAGAAGAAUAGCACUAAUAGCAUUAAUAUAGAUGGAAGACUUAUAGAAACUUCAAAUUCAUAAACCUCAUGAAUAGAAACUUAAACUAUAAGAUAUAUUAAAUAUAACCAGUGCCUUAAAGAAUAUAUAAUCAUUAAAAAGAAAUUCCACCAUGUAGGAGUUAGUUGAACUGGAUGAAACCCAGAUGAUAACAUCUUGAUAUAUGCAGGAGUUCAUUUGAUUGUUCUUUACUAAACAAGUUGCACUACACAGAGAGCUUGUGGUAUCGGUUACUUGGGCAUUUUUCCAUGUUGGGAGAUCUUUACAACGGUUUAUCUGUCUCCAUUCUUUCUAUCAAUAUUGUUUUUCCUCACGAAGUUGCAACUAACAACUGAACACUUGAAAACCUCCGGAGAUUUUACUAACUGUUGUCUCGCAUAACUUGAACAUACAUUUCUGACGUGUACUUACAUUCCAGACUUGUAUUUAUUUAUCUUUUCUCUUGUUGGUCGAGAAAUAAAUAUGUGAGCCUCUUA